Molecule: messenger RNA, 1643 nt
Organism: Drosophila willistoni
Lineage: Eukaryota; Metazoa; Arthropoda; Insecta; Diptera; Drosophilidae
Product: SET domain-containing protein SmydA-8
Exons: 2
Coding region: 100-1458 (452 amino acids)
Molecular function (GO): protein binding
Source: RefSeq, a predicted model, not a curated record
CCGCACGUCGCGUCGGUCGUUUUAUUUUUUUGCUUUGGUUGUUCGUAGGUUGCUCUCGUGCUUGCCUACCCGAUCCUGGGCAGCAGCAGCAGCAACAACAUGAACACAACCGCCGCAAUGAUUGCCCACAUGGCUCCCGAUCGCAACACCACACCAGAGCAAUUGGCCAAGCUGAUUGAUGUGCAUUUGGGAGAUUUGCACGAGGCCGAUCCCAACUGGACGCUGGCCGCAUCGGUGGUGGCCGGACGUGGGGUAUUUGCCACACGGGACAUUGCCCGCGGGGAGCUCAUAUUUCGCGAACGCGCUUUGGUGGUAGGUCCGACAGCCCGCAAGGGCGCCCAGUUGAAUACCUGUGUAUGCUGUCAUUGCCUGUUGCCGGCCCAGGGAUUUCUCUGUGCGCAUCGUUGUACGCUGCCCGUGUGCGGACCGUGCUCCGACUCGGAGACCCAUCGCGAGGAGUGCCAACACUUUCAACGCUGGCAGCCAAUCGAUGCAGUUCCCGAGGGCGCGGAGCCGUCGGGGGCGGAGCAGAUCAACCCACUGUCGCUGCGGAUACUAACAGCGGUGCGAGUCUUCCAUCUGGGACAACAGCAGCGGUCUCUGGUGGACGCCAUGCAGGCGAAUGCCGAGCGCGGCUACCGUCAGGAGAUCAUUAAGGCGGCGCAAUGUUUCCGAAACUUCCCCACCACCGAUAAGCCGUUCAUGGAUCAACUGUUUCGCAUUGUCGGGGUCCUCAAUACGAAUGCCUUCGAGGCGCCCUGUCGCGUCGAUGGCCACGAGACGCUGCUGCGCGGCCUAUUCCCGUUGACGGCGAUCAUGAAUCAUGAGUGCACACCGAAUGCCAGUCACUACUUUGACAACGGACGAAUGGCGGUGGUGCGGGCAGCCCGUGACAUUCCCAAGGGUGGUGAGAUCACCACCACCUACACCAAAAUCCUUUGGAGCAAUCUGACCCGUGGCAUAUUCCUCAAGAUGACGAAGAAUUUCAUGUGCGAUUGCCCUCGGUGUAAUGACAAUACUGAGAAUGGCACAUAUCUGUCGGCUCUGUUCUGCCGGGAGCAGGGCUGCAAGGGUCUUGUGAUACCCGUCCAAACGAAGACCAUGCAGCCGGACUGGCGUUGCCUGAGCUGUGAGAAUGUCUUUCCGCAUGCGAAAAUGGCCCGGUAUCAGGACUUCGCCCUGAACACCAUCAACAAUCGGAUCAACUCCAGCAGCGUUCAGGAUAUGAUACAUUUCAUCAACGAGCUCUGCCCACGGUUUUGUCCGUCCUCCAACUAUGUGCUAAUUGAGGCCAAAUUAAAUGUAAUCUGGCGGAUGACACGCUUCAACGCAGAACAAUAUACAGACCAGGAGGUGGCCCACAAGGAUCGAUAUCGGGAGGAGAUACUGGCCAUACUGCAUAAGUUGGGUGCCGGCGAGUGUACGCUGAAGAAGCUCAUCACCGAGGAGAUACAGUGAGAGAAAGCGGGAUAGAGCAUCAUUUCAAAAGUCAAUCUGUGUGCCUGUGUGUGUGCGUCUGUGUGUGUGUGAGUGUGAGAUGUUCUCUUAAUUAGAAAUAGGAAAACCAUUUUCUUUGCCUUCCUAAGACAUGUUGUUGACGUUUUUUUUAUGUUUUCCUCAUUAAUUUUUUUUUGUUUUUCGUA